CACCCCCGGGCCCCCGAUUGCUUACUUUCCCGGUUGCCGAUGAGAAUACAUGCCAGCGAGGGCCGAGCCGCUCCUCCCUGUCGCGCGCCACGAGGACCGUCAGCAGCGCGCCACGAGGGCCGUCGCUGACGUCACCGUCGAGCCGCUAGUCGCCGCAGCCGAUGGCAGCAGUAGCCCUGCGGCUGUCGGCAGCAGCAGUCACGCCGAGGCGGAGCCAUCCAAGACCUUCCCGCCUCUCUUCGAACGGCCGCCGCUCUGUCUCGUGGCGUUCGCGCUCCUCCUCUCGACUGCAGUCGCACUCCUGUGCACGGUCUUCCGCGACGCUCUCGCGGUCGUGCUGCGGCAGCCGAGCGGCGAGGCGGCGGCGCUGCUGCUGCUCAAGCUGGUCUCCAUCCCGGUUGUCUCGGUCGCAUUCACCUACACCCACAUCUGGCGUCGCACUGAUUUGCCGCUCGCACUGUGGAUGACCUUCAAGCCUGUCAACUUCGUCGGCUGCCUGCGCAUUCCGCGCACGAACGUCGGCCUUGGGUGGCAGGGCAUCAUCCCCUUCAAGGCGGUGCCCUUCGCGCUCAAGGCGUGCGACAACCUCAUCCCGUCGCUCAUCUCUCCGCAGGAGUGCGUCGGCCGGGUCGAGGCUGCCGGCCUCGUGCGCGAGAAGGCCGACCCAGCUCUUCGACGGGCCGCCGAGUUCGACCAGCUGGCGGCAGACGCUGUCGACGCCGCCGUCGCCGUGGCGGCGCCGCGGCUGUGGGGGAGGUCGCCGCGGGCGGCCAAGCAGGCGGUGCUGGAGAUGGCUCGCGUGGCGACGCCUCAGAUCGUCGAGGCAGUGCUGCUCGACCUGAGGAGAGAGUCGCUCGUCGACUCGACUCUCUUCGACAUCCGCGGGCUGGUGAUCGACAUCCUCACAAACGACCCAAAGCUGGCGGUCGACACUAUGAUCGAGAUGGGGAGGCCCGAGCUGCAGUUCAUCCGCAACAGCGGCGCGCUGAUGGGCGGCGCGUUCGGCCUCGUCCAGCUGGCGAUCUGGGCGGCGUGGCCGCAGCGCGCGGUCGCUAUCUUCACGAUGCCCGUCUUUGGCGCCGUCGUCUCGGCCCUAACCAACUGGCUCGCGCUGCUCAUCAUCUUCCGCCCGCUCCACCCGCACCGCCUCUGCGGCGUGACUGGCAUCUUCUUGCGCCGGCAGGCCGCCGUCGCGCGCAUCUACGCGCGCAUCAUCGCCUCCAAGGCCCUCGCACUGGGGCAGCCCACGCAGGACGGAGAGCCUCGAGAGCGGCUGCGCGAGCUCACCCGGCUGCGGACGAUGGAGGCGACCGAGGUGCCGUCCGGCGCUGACCUCGGCAAGCCGGGCACCGAGGCGUGGAGCUGGUGGCUCGUGCUCUUCGCCCGCACGCUCGGCCUCGCACCGAGAGGCACCGCCGCCGCCGACGCGGCGGUGGCCGAGCUGACGCCGCCGCCGACGCCGGCCAGCAGCGUCUGCGGCGACGACGAGGACGGCGGCGGGAGCGGCGGCGGCGAGAGCGGUGGCGGCGGUUAUAGCAGCAGUGGCGGGGGCGCAACCGCUCAGCUGUGGGACCAGGCGCGCGCGGCGGCGUCGGAGGUUGUGGUCGAGCGCAUCCCGGCGCUGCUGGAGGAGUCGGUCGAGUACGUGGAACGCUGCAUGGAUCUGAGCGAGACGCUCGCCGACCGGAUCGCGGCGCUGCCGCCGGACGUCUUCGAAAACAUGCUGCACUCGUGCUUCCAGGAGGACGAGUGGAUGCUCAUCACUCUCGGCGGCGUGCUCGGCUUCCUGAUCGGCCUCGCGCAAGCUUUCGCGCUGGGCGCGUGAGAUCGCUUCGAGCGGUAGUGGUGCGUACAAGUGCGCGGCGGCCGAAUGGUGGACGAUGCCCGACGCAGUGGUGUCGCAGCAGCACAAAACUUGUCUGGGCACUGUAAAAGUAUUUAAAUGUAUACGACUUUGGUACUGGAU
This is a messenger RNA of Emiliania huxleyi CCMP1516, 1966 nucleotides long. RefSeq lists its product as hypothetical. Lineage: Eukaryota; Haptophyta; Isochrysidales; Noelaerhabdaceae. Bases 50 to 1825 code for a protein of 591 amino acids. The transcript has 11 exons. The record is from RefSeq and is a predicted model, not a curated record.